AUGGCUGCAGUAAACCUGCUGCAAAAUAUGCAGCUCAACAUCACCAUCUUCCACCCUGCGAUUUUCGUGCUCCUCGGCAUCCCUGGGCUGGAGGCUUAUCACACCUGGUUGUCUGUACCCCUGAGUCUCAUGUAUGUUACUGCAGUCUUUGGGAACAGCAUCCUGAUAGCGGUCAUCAUCACAGAGCGGAACCUGCAUGAACCCAUGUAUUUCUUCCUCUCAAUGCUGGCCAUCACAGACAUCCUGCUGUCCACCACUACUGUGCCCAAGGCCCUAGCCAUCUUUUGGCUCCAAGCCCACAGCAUUGCCUUCGAUGCCUGUGUUACCCAAGUUUUCUUUGUUCACACAAUGUUUGUGGGGGAGUCCGCCAUCCUGUUAGCCAUGGCCUUUGAUCGCUUUGUGGCCAUCUGUGCCCCACUGAGAUACACAACGGUGCUGACAAGGCGCACAGUAGGUAGGAUUGCUCUAGCCAUUGUUAUCAGAAGCGUCUGUAUCAUCUUUCCCGUGAUUUUCUUGUUGAAGCGGCUGCCAUUCUGUCGAACCAACAUCGUCCCCCAUUCCUACUGUGAGCACAUUGGGGUGGCCCGCUUAGCCUGUGCCGACAUCACCGUUAACAUCUGGUACGGCUUCUCAGUGCCCAUCGUCAUGGUCAUCAUAGAUGUGGUCCUCAUCGCUGUGUCUUACUCACUCAUUCUCCAAGCAGUGUUCCGCUUGCCCUCCCAGGAUGCUCGGCAUAAGGCCCUCAGCACCUGUGGGUCUCACCUCUGUGUCAUCCUCAUGUUUUACGUCCCAUCCUUCUUCACUUUACUGACUCACCGUUUUGGGCGGAACAUUCCCCGGCACGUGCAUAUCUUGCUGGCCAAUCUUUAUGUGGUGGUGCCCCCAAUGCUGAACCCCAUUGUCUAUGGAGUUAAGACUAAGCAAAUCCGAGAGGGUAUAGCCCACUGGCUCUUGGACAUCAAGACUCAGUGUUGUUCCCCUGUUUUAGACUGA
Messenger RNA from Microtus oregoni (creeping vole), 993 nucleotides. Its product is annotated as olfactory receptor 52B2. The transcript is spliced from 2 exons. Lineage: Eukaryota; Metazoa; Chordata; Mammalia; Rodentia; Cricetidae. The record is from RefSeq and is a predicted model, not a curated record. Gene Ontology annotation, cellular component: membrane. Gene Ontology annotation, molecular function: olfactory receptor activity; G protein-coupled receptor activity. Gene Ontology annotation, biological process: G protein-coupled receptor signaling pathway. Bases 1 to 993 code for a protein of 330 amino acids.